This is a messenger RNA of Hydatigera taeniaeformis, 1302 nucleotides long. NCBI's taxonomy places the organism in Eukaryota, Metazoa, Platyhelminthes, Cestoda, Cyclophyllidea, Taeniidae. The record is from the annotation of a GenBank genome assembly.
CAGAGGUCAUUGGCCUUCUCAUGCAAUUUCCCAUUUGGAUUUUUUCAGUUUAAGCCAAGGAUAAUGGGAUACGUCAACACCUUUUUCAUCUUGUCGAUGAUCACAACUGCAACGGAGCUUAUUGCAACGCAAAAUGAUGAGAUACACUACAGAACGAUUCGAAAUCCAGACUGUGACAACAGUACAAGUUGUCCAAAAAAUGAGACAAAGCUGAUUCAGAUUAUCGCAAGGCACCCAAAUCGAACAAUACACUUCCUUUUACCUGGAAACAAACCCGACGCACCCCUCUCCAUUAUCAUGCUGGAAUGUGACACAAAACCGAACCAACUGCAUGUGAAUUGGACGCGUUUUCUCUCCAGAAAUGGAAGUAUUUCAAAUUCUAUUUCCCUUAAUGGCACACAAACGUCGUAUGGAAUGAUUAUCAAUGAGCUGGCUAGUUUCAUAACAGUUUUAUCUACACCAACACAAUCGUUGAACUCCAUCUACAAUGACUGGCUUUGCUCCAUUUCACCCAUCGGCGUACAGUUUUGCACAUACUCCGACGUAAACGAUGAUGCGCGCUUGUCUCCAAUUGAUAUCCAGUCGCAGUGCAACCACAUGCUGGGCAAGAAUCUGAUCUGGACCCUAACAGACAAUGCCGUAGGCAGGAAUCCUCCCAACUUUGUCUACACGGCCGUAAAUUCAACUGACGGCUCAGAUGGCCUGGGAAAGGUAGUCGUCGAUAUUUCCUUUCCGACGAACAAAUCUAAACUUGCGCAGGAGGAUGGCUUUUCGCUUACACCCGGAAAAGGGCUGGUCUUUAGCAUCACGAUUGACUCAGUCAAAGUACCAAAGAAGGGUAGAGUAGCACUUAUUCUGCUGCCCUUCUCUCAAGAUCCUCUACAAGAGUACGAAGAUUUCACGGAUUCGUUAAGCCGAUCUGCAAGUGGAGGAGAAACUCUGUACAACCUUCACCUUGAUAAGAGGCAAAAUCUGCCGGAACACAGAGUUUCUGGCAUGCAAGAGAUGACACCUCGAGUGUCCGGCCACACGUCAGCCUUUAUGCAAUGGACGACUACCUGUGAGGUUUCCGAGGACGGUGUGGCAAAGAGACACGCGACUGCCAACCCUCGCAUGCAGAUUCCUAAGAGAGUGCAGGGACGUUAUAGGCUCUCUUUGCCCGUUGCAUUCUAUGGCGAUGCCUUCUAUCAGAAGCACAACUCGGACCAAGUCAACACGAGUGUGGGUGUAAGACUCCAAGCUGUAACAUUUGGUAGUCCACACGAUGGGUUCUAUACGGCGACAAAUUUCGUUCGAUGGUAA